Molecule: messenger RNA, 483 nt
Organism: Necator americanus (New World hookworm)
Lineage: Eukaryota; Metazoa; Nematoda; Chromadorea; Rhabditida; Ancylostomatidae
Exons: 1
Coding region: 1-483 (160 amino acids)
Source: RefSeq, a predicted model, not a curated record
AUGGCGACCGGUGAAAGGCGAUCAGAUCUCAGGUUGCUCAGGACGUCAUUGAUUCUGGACCAAGGUGACACUCGCACGACUCGCCAUGGAGACUGUCUCAGAUUGUGUACCUACAAAGCGAGAACAGUGUCCACAGACGCUGACCUGCAUGCCCUUCUCCCAGCUGCAGAGCGUAUCAAAUUUCACGUGAUUGCUCUGCAGAAGACCAAGUGCAGAAACAGCGACGUACGACAGAUGAAUGACGGUACACUCAUCAUUCGUGGAGAGAAGGUUCCGUCGCGAAAUGUAGGCGGUGUUGGUUUUGUUGUGCACCCACCUGUCGUCCAUCUUAUCGAUUCUCACAAGAUCCUGUCACCUCGUCUGGCCAUUCUUCGCCUCCCCCUCUGCGCCAAAAACCCAUCAAUAUCAUCAACUGCUACUCACCAACGUCAGCAACUGAUGAAUCCGAAUUGGGCGAGUUUUACGAGGAGCUGGAGGAAGUAA